GGUCGAACUCGGUACACGUUUGUUAUUAACCCUAGGAUCAUUUCAAGGCGGAAUUUCCCUUUAAGUUGGUGGUAUGAACAUUAUUAUGUCCAUUAUUUGCAAAGUAUAAAACAAUCAGACUAUUUACAUGAAAUAUUAGCUAUAUAAUUCUUGAAGCUUCUUCUGCCUCCUGGAAACCUUGGUAAGUUCCACUGGGGGAGGGGUACUUGUUUCUUAUAGCUGUAACAACACAGCUUGGCAGAACUGUUCUGUGUCUGGGUCCAAGAACCUCUCCUUUCAGUCCCCACUCCAGAACCAACCGGUAAGCCACAAGUCUGCACUGCCUGGGUGAGGGCAAGAGGUUUUACACUCAUUCAUGCAGAUCAAUUAUCAACAGUUACAGGUGGCGAUGCGAACUGAAUCAAACGUAAUUUGAUAAAUAUAUCUGAAAUAACAUUAAUAGCUCCGAUGUAAAACAUAACUUGUCUAGUGUACUUACCUAGUGGAUAACUGUCCAUCUGGUCCCUCUGGUAUGGGUCGCCGCCUCCAAUUUAUUUUUGGGACAUGGAAAAAAGUUUCAAGUACAGCCCUGUUUAUCAAUGAGGGGAAAUCUUCAGACUCUACAAAACACUGCGUCUCUUGGGUGUCGCGACGCAACAGGUCCCACUCCGUGCAACACAUACACUCCUCUUCGGUGGCCAUAGCUUCACAAUGUCCGCAGGUACACCACCAGUUUCCAGAAGUACGAGGCUGUGUUGCGGCAUUGACUACAGGUAGCUCUCUCUCUCUCGUAGCCCUUUCACGGAGCUCACGCAGCUCUUCGUCUGUAUAUUCCGGCUCGAAAAGAUAAGGACAUCCAUCAAACUGAAAGGGUUCGUUCUCUAUGUCUUCAAAUUCAAUCGAAUAACCCGCCAUCUACUCAGUGUGUAUCCUGUUGCGCAAACACUUUACUCCUUGUGUUCUCUCGGCUUCCUUCUUUUGUGGGUUUACUGGCGGAUUUCAAACCCACUGUAAAGAUGCAUACCGCCACCUGCUGUACUGGCGCACACCUUCAUUUCUCUCGGCUUCUGAUGCAUUCACAUAUCACGUGCACAACGCCUGUUCCGGGCAACAACGUUUCACGCGAGAGUUCAGUUUUCCCAAGAUGGCGCCCGCAUGGAUAUUUGAUCCAGACGUGAACGGUAAGUGUUCCUUUUUAAUAAACUGCCUGUACACUUGCAAAGUUCUCAAUGCUUCGGUUUACAUAUAGAGACCCUCAUUGUGCUACAGUGUAAGUGUGGUGUUAUUUUGAGCAUUAUUAGUAGUAUAGACAUAGCAAUUUCGAUUUUAAUGCACCGAUGCCCCGAAGGCUACCAUAACAUGCUAAUUUGCAUUUAGCAAUAACACUGGUCACGUUAGACUAGCAUGAAAACAAACUCGAGUGAACGGUCGAACUCGGUACACGUUUGUUAUUAACCCUAGGAUCAUUUCAAGGCGGAAUUUCCCUUUAAUAGAAGACUUUGUAUUUUCUGUACUGUAUUGAAAAUAAUAGCAGAUUUAUAGAUCUCACACUCCAGGUUCUGCUCCACUAGAAGAUUUUUCUACAUUUCUAGUCUUUUCUAGUUUUUUUUUGUAUGUUUAUGCAUGUAUGCAUAUUUAUUUUUUAUACAUAUAAUUUUAAAUACAUUUUAAGGUUUGUUUUUGGUUCACCCGGAAAGUUUUUUUUAACAGAAAUUGAGCAUUAGUACCUGUAUAUUCAAAAAUAUUUUUUUUGGAACGGUCUCUAUUCUAGAAUGUAAGUAGUUAAUGUUGUGUUGUUAUUUAGCAUUACUCUAACUAAAAAAGGUUCAAAUAAAAUAAGAUUCAUAAUAAAUAUAUUUGAUUCAAAUUCGGUAUCAGUUAUUAUUUUUUUAUUACCUUCAAUAUAAUAUAGAAGCAACAGAGUUUAGAUUUAAUAUUUUGUUUUUUCUCCAAUUCCUCCUUAUGGGCUUCACCUCCAUAACAGUAGGUGGCGGAAAUGCACCCAGAUUUGGUUUACCAAACAACCGCCACAAAACAAAACAAGCAACGUAGCUGUAGGACUGCAUAGAUAUGUACACUAGAUCAGUGGUUCUCAAACUGGGGUCCGGGGCCGCCAGGGGGGCCGCGAGAUGGUGCCGGGGGGCCCCAGUUUUAUGACAUUUUAUAAAAUACAUUAAUUUAUCAGGAAUUCUGUGAAAUGAAAUACUACUUUGUAUAAUACAGCACUACUUUGUAUAAUUUAAUGUUUUGUUUAAUUAAAAUGUGAAGUUUUAGAACUGUUUUUUGUCAUAAAUUUUCUUUGGGGGGGGGCGAGAAGGAAUGCACCAUACACAAAGUGGGCCGCACGCUGAAAAAGUUUGAGAACCACUGCACUAGAUGUCGCCUUGACUACGGCAGUUCAUUGGACCGAAUGCGUCAAACAGAGCCGCCAUUUUUAAACAGAGUAGCCCCGUAUCAGUGUCAUUGUAGGCAAUGGUGUAACGGACAAUAAAAUCACCAUAAAUCGUCAUGAAUGCGAUUUUCUAUGUUUUCUUUUGGUUCGUUUCAACAGUCAGACAUCUAUUUAGCAUUGAGUCCAGAAAAAAAAGAAAGUUUUGAUAUUUUAAAAUCUACUUUUUCUAACUAUAAUGCACAGUGCUAGUAGGCCUAACAUCCAUACGCAGCACAAAAGUCUGGCAUUGUCCAUGAAUUCGAAUUACAGGUGGAUAUAGCAGCUUUACCUAGCUACUUCCUAUGACAAGACCCCUGUAACAAGAUGGCGGCGGUUUUGACGCAUGCUUAGAACCCCAAGGUGACAUCUAGUGUAUAUAUCUAGUAGGACUGCUAGAUAAGAGUUGUUGUAAUAAAGUGCUUUUUACCACGUUAAGACGGUGUUAUUUUCACCCCGACUGCAAAUCUUCUAUAGCCUAUAUGGCCCAACAUAUUUGUGUGUGCUAGGCAUUUUACAGCUUCCUUAAAGGAACAUUCACCCUUAAAAACAUUAAUCUUUAUUUAAGUGGGUCGUAUUUGUAGUCAAAAUGUAACAAAGUUCGCGUUUGGUGCCUAUAGAGGGUAUGCAUUGACGUCACUUUUCCACGUGACCACGCCAGAAUUCGCCCUGUUGAGUGGCAAACGUUCAACAAAAUUGCUGGUUUUCAUAGCGGCUGCUGGGAAAAUGAAAGUAAAACGAACUAUUAUCAGCUUAAAAUUGAAUUUAGUUGGAUUGAUAGCAGAGGUGGACAAUACUUAGUUACAAGAGUUACACUUUCCAAGCAUCUGUGCUUUAUUAGGACGUUUGUAUUGGGAAAAAUGUUACUUCACUUCACUACAGUCUAAAGCAUAGAAUCAUACUGUAUAUUUUUUAUAUUGCAUAUUAAAAUGUAUUUAAUACCUAAUUACAUUUAAAUUGUGUACUUCUACUUGAGUAAAAGUAUGUACUUAAAUAUUAAAUGUAAAACAAAAACAAAAGUAUGAUAAUAUGCUUUGGAAUGUAUGUUUUCUAAAGAAAGACACAGAUAAAAUACAAAUACUUGCAAAAUAAUUUUAAGUAGAAAGUAAAAUCUCUGCUUGAUAGUGAACCUAGCAACUUGUUAACCCACCUGUGGUCUGUGGACGUUGGCAUGAACGAUCAAUUUACUUCUCUUUUUUUUUGGUGUUUUUUUUGUCAGUCUGUAAAACGAUAUCUCAGAAUUCUUGUCAAUCUGUUAGUACAGUCUAUCGCACAACAGCUGUUUCAAAUUGAAACGCGUUAUUCCCGUGUGAUUUCACAGUGUAUUCAAAUGCUGCCGCUCUGUCUUUUGCCACUCAGUGGGCGUAACCGCAGUCAUUUUCGCCGAAUGUGACGUCAAGUGCAUACCCUCUAUUUGACCGCAUUUAUAUGGACGACAACAACUCCCACAAUGCACAGCUCUGCAAGCCACUCCCACUAAUCAGAACACCGUCGCUUGCGCUAUGGCCUAGCUUAGCUACCACCACCACAGCUUCACAUUCAUUUUACACAAAUUUUGUAGUGAAGAGUGAGUUGGCGAAUUAAUCAGUGAAUUACUUAUUAUUAGUUUGUUUUUCUUUUGAAAUGGUGAACUCUUGCAUGGUACCGGGGUGUUCAGACAAAACCAGGAAAAGACAGCAAGUAAGUUUUCAUUAUGUACCGAAAGAUGAGGAGCGAUGCAAACAGUGGCUAAGGGUGAUAAACCACCCGAUCUAUACAGAAUACACACCCGCGGAAUACCUAAAAACACUAAAGGUUUGCAGCAUCCAUUUCAAAAAGGAGGACUUCGAACUCAAUGUUUUGGGAAUGAAGAGAGUCGCGCUUUUGGACACCGCAAUUCCGUCGGUGUUUACUUUCCCAGAAGACAAUGUAAUGCCUGAAACAUCGGUGUUUAACGUUACAUUUCCAGAAUACAAUGAAACACUUCCAGAAGCCGAUGUAAAGCCUGAACCGUCGGUGUUUAACGUUACAUUUCCAGAAUACGAUGUAAAGCCUGAACCAUCGGUGUUUAACGUUACACUUCCAGAAGACGAUGUAAAGCCUGAACCAUCUGGACUUAACGUUAGUAGCGCUGAAUGCUUUCUCUUGGAGGAUAUGGGUUUCGAUUGUUGUGAAACUACAGUGUGUGAGACUGAUGAGAGCUCCUCAGAAAGUCUGGAUUCAGUGGGCGAUGAGACCGAACCAGAUGAGACCGAACCAGAUGAGACCGAACCAGAUGAGACCGAACCAGAUGAGACCGAACCACAGCCACUGCCGGACAAACAUCUCUCUGAACCGGACCCAGAUCUCAGCCUCAAUUUACUCUGUUACACCGAUUCAGACAGUGACAAGGAUGAUGAAUCUUCUAAACAAACCGCCACAAAGACUCAUGAUAUCGCCUGUAACACUGAAGAACAGCAGCUGAUCCUGCAGACCACACUGAAGACGUGUUCAGUCAAACUGGAGGACUGCAGGAACCUGAUGGAGAUAAACACAGAAACUACAGAAGAAGAAGAUGAUGACACUGAUGAUGAAGAAGAUAAGAAGCGGCGUUAUAAUGACGACGAUGAUGAUUUUGUUCCUUCGGAUGAGUCUAAUGAUGAUGAUGGUGAUCACUCUAUUCCUUCAGAUGAGAUCAAUGAAUCUUCUGAUGAAGAGAAACCACACAAGUGUCGGUAUUGUAAGAAGAAAUAUCCCAGUGAAUGGACGCUUGCGAAACAUAUGCGUAUACACAGCAAGAAGAAACCGUAUCAAUGCAGCGUAUGUGGGAAAACCUUUAAGCUUUUAGAUUAUGUAAUAAUACACGAAAAAAUACACAGUGAGGAGAAGCCCUUUCCAUGUUCACACUGCGAUAAAAGUUUUACUAAUCAACAUAGUCUAAAACUACAUAAUAGAGUUCACACUGGAGAGAAACCGUACCUCUGCCAACACUGUGGGAAGAGCUUUGCAAUACAACAGAAUCUUAAAUUUCAUCAGAGAGUUCACACCAAAGAAAAACCUUAUCACUGCUCUCAAUGUGGACAGAGCUUUGCGCGUCCCCAGACCUAUAAGAUUCAUCUGAAAGUUCACCUUGGAGUUAAACCUUAUCCGUGUAAUAUUUGUGGGAAGAGUUUCACUCGACAGGACAAUUUGGCGACACAUCAGAGAAUUCAUACGGGAGAAAAACCUUACAAGUGCACCCAGUGUGAUAUGGGAUUUACACAAGCAGUUCUCCUGAGACUCCAUCAGAAAAAACAUACUGCAGGAAAACUUUAACAUCUGGAGAGAUGUUCAGUCAUGUAGGACAUUUUAAGACUCAUCAUGCUGAAGAACAACUGUGAAAUGACAAAUAAUUAAA
Messenger RNA from Misgurnus anguillicaudatus (oriental weatherfish), 5762 nucleotides. Lineage: Eukaryota; Metazoa; Chordata; Actinopteri; Cypriniformes; Cobitidae. The record is from RefSeq and is a predicted model, not a curated record.